CAGAUCGACUUUUCCGGUUUACUUCCGGUAUUGAUUGAACAUAUGCCGUUGUAGCAGAGUAGUGCUUUCUGUCGGACUCUUGCACGUUACAUUUUUUCAUAAUAUCUUGAUCGAUAAUAUGGCUUUUGACCAGUCCUCUGCCAGUGCGUCUGAAAAUGCUGAGGCCUCGGAACUUCAGAUGAUGAUAGCAGUCGAGCAACAGAAAGCUCAGUUUGAAGCACAGGUGCACACCUUCACCGAUGUGUGCUGGGACAAAUGCAUGGAUAAGCCGAGCAGCAAGCUGGACUCCCGGACCGACACGUGCCUGGCUGGCUGCUGUGAGCGCUUCAUUGACACCACCCUCACCAUCACAAACCGCUUUACUCAUAUGGCGCAGAAAGGGUGCAUGCAUUGACUCAGCAGGGAGAAGAUGAAGAGAAGGGGUAUGCAUUCAUUCAUUCAUUCAGUCACUGAGCCAGACUCAACACUUCAGGGACAAGAUCAAAGGACCUGUGCAACGAUUAUCAUCUUGUUCAAUGACUAUGCUGAUCCAUUUUUAUUUUUAUUAUGUUUAUUUGGCAGGGACAAUGCACAACAAAAACAUAAGUCUCAUAGCACUGAGAAAUGAUGUCGCACCAGAUUUAGCUAAUAGCUACUUUCCAUCUGUAGUCCCUUGGCAGGUGAACAUGGACACAUUAUACACAAAACAGGCAACAUAAAUACAUCAGACAUGUACAAAACAAACAGAUUAGGACAUAGAUACCUUUUUAACACGUAGGUCAACACAUUGCACAUAAACAUGUUGCUGUUGGAUAAAAAUUGUUAUCUGUAAUGAUGCAGGCCUUUUGACUGUGCAUCAUGUUACGGAGUUCUAAUGUGGGAUCUUUAAUGGUAUUCAUUGCUCUGCUUUGAACAUGUCAAUAAAAGGAAUAGCCUGAAGAGCAA
Messenger RNA from Oncorhynchus nerka (sockeye salmon), 924 nucleotides. Its product is annotated as mitochondrial import inner membrane translocase subunit Tim8 A-like. The record is from RefSeq and is a predicted model, not a curated record. NCBI's taxonomy places the organism in Eukaryota, Metazoa, Chordata, Actinopteri, Salmoniformes, Salmonidae.